AGAGAAAGAAUUUGAGUGAGAGUAAUACCUUACCAACGAUAGGUUUAUUCUAAAAAGAGAAGGAGAAAUGCACAAGUUUAUUUUUUUCCAUGAAGAACUCAGGGUGGAGGAAGAAAUCCUCCACCGGAUGUGGCUAGUGGAUCUGGAAUGGCAUAAUCGUCUACCUUGCUUCCAGGAGAAACGCUUGAUGUGGGUGGAGGAUCCCGAAGGGCACAAAAUGUGGGUGGAAGAUCUGAAAGGCCAUAAUCCUUUACCAAAGGUUGUAGAACCUAGUGCUCUGUUGUUGUCACUAGAGGUGAUUCUCUUGAUAUCACUAGUACCACUAUCAUUAUAAAGACCAUCAUAGUGCAUAAAAUGUGCAUGAGUGACCUCUCACUUGCCAUGCCUGCAUUUUGCUUCAUGUGAGUGCUAUUUUCAAUCCUACACUUGGUUUUCUUGAAGCCAUGUCCGUUUUCUGUUUGAAGCCAUGUCCUUUUUUUUGUACCUAAUCUCACAAUUUAUGCAAAAAUAAUUACUGGACAAUUUG
Molecule: messenger RNA, 526 nt
Organism: Rubroshorea leprosula
Lineage: Eukaryota; Viridiplantae; Streptophyta; Magnoliopsida; Malvales; Dipterocarpaceae
Source: the annotation of a GenBank genome assembly